AUGGAAACUCUAGAUAUUGAAAAUGAUAUCAUUCCAACUAUCAAAUCGAGAACAAAGAAAAGAGCUUCUAAAUCUUCAAUUCCUCUCCAAGACAUUACUCAAAAAGUGUUGAACAAGGGAAAUGUGAUUGCUAAGCAAUGCGAUGAAGAUUAUUCGAAAGGUAAAAAGGCGUUAAAAAGGGAAUCAGAUGAUGAAGAAAUUGCUUCUCCAAUCCCAAUCAAAUCUAGAAUGCCAACGAGAAAGCCUUUGAACAAGAAUACUGUUGAGGCAAAGCAACCUAAGAGAAAGAUCUCCCUUCCUUUAAUUUCUUCCUCGGAUGAAGAAGAUGAUUUUGAAGAAUUCAAACAAACUAAGAGAGUAAUAAGGAGAACAACAAGACCUCCAAAGAAGGUGAAGUUUGAAGAAAGUAGUGGUUCAGAGUUUGAGGAAAGCAGCCCUCAAGUAGUGUUCGAUAUUAGCAGUGAUGAAGAUAGUGUUGAGAUUUUCAAAUCUGAGAAGAAGGAAAUUAUAAAGAAGGAAGUGGUUUUAUCUGAGAGUGAAGAAAGCAGUGCUGAUGAAGAAGCAGAAGAACAAGAUGAGGAACUAAUGUUAGAUGAAGAGGAGGACUUUACUUCAUCCUCCUCUGAAGAAGAUUCGGAAGAUGAUGAUUAUCAACCAAAGAAAAGCAAGCCUCAAAGGAAAGCUGCUUCCAAACCUGUUGCUCCCAAGCCAAGAAAGAAUGAAAGGGUUCUCUCUGAUGAUGAAAUGGGCUCUGAAGAGGAAACCAAAGAAAAGCCAAAGGUUACUCUCACUAUUAAGAAAAAGAAAACUCCUGGCGAAUUGAGACAAUCUGAGAAUGGUUGGUGCUUUGAUGUGAAGAAUGAUCAUUACGUUCUCAAGAUUGGUGAUGAUACUUACGGUUUUGCUCUAUCUGCUGAUAUAUUCGAAAAGCUCUACUCUCACCAACAGAUCGGAGUUAAAUGGUUAGUUGAGAGACAUUUUGCUUCAUCUUUAAAAGGUGGUUUAUUAGCAGAUGAUAUGGGACUUGGUAAGACAAUUCAAAUUUCCUCAUUCAUUCAUGGUUUGUUUCUAACUCAGAAAGCUUCAAGAGUAUUGGUAAUUUGUCCAAACUCAGUGGUAGGAAAUUGGCAGAAAGAGUUAGAAAAGUGGGGAGGCGAUCAGAUUAAGGGUGUUGUUAUUUUCCACCAAGUUGGCAAAGCAUCUUCAACAAACAGAAAGAGACAAGGUUUUGUAAAGGAGUUUGAGAAGUAUGCAAAACAGGGCGGUGCUGUCAUGUUGUCCACCUAUCAAACCAUAGCAAACCAUGUUGAAUAUCUAUCAAAAUCCUUUUCAGGUGACAAACUUUUGGAUUCGAUCAUCAUAGAUGAAGCCCACAAAAUUAAGAAUAAGGAUGCCAAAUGCUCAAUGGCUUUGAAAACUCUUGGAUCUGCCUCAAAGUUUGGUCUUACUGGCACUCCCAUAAUGAACAAGUUGACUGAAUUGUAUUCUAUUUACUCUUGGUGUUUUGGAGAAGAUUUGCUUGGAUCGGUAUCAGAGUUCAGUUCCAAUUAUUCCACACCAAUUAAUCAGAGCACAAGAAGGGAUGCAAACUAUACUCAAAAAAUGGCUGGAAACAGAGCAGCAGAUGAUUUGAGAGAAUUGGUUAAGCCAUACCUUUUGAUGAGAGGGAAAAACGCAGUCCUUACCAUAGAUAAGAAUUUAUACAAGUCAUCAAGCAACACAAGUGCUAAAAUAGGUCAAAAGAAUGAUCUGAUUGUUUGGUGCAAGCUCACUGAUGAACAACAACAUUGGUAUAAGGAAUAUCUAUCAUCUGAUGACGUCAAACAAGUGCUUAAUAAGACUAUGAGUGCCCUUGUUGGUAUAGUUAUUUUGAAGCAAGUUUGUAAUCAUGCCAUUAUGUGUAGUGGUUAUGACGAAAUAAUGAAGAAAAAGAAAAAAGAACUUGAAGAGGAGGCAAAAGAAGACUUUGGAGCAGACAGCAGCGAUGAAGAUUUCAUUGAGGAGAGUGAAGUAGCUCCUUCCAUGUCCUUUGAUAUGGAUGAUUUAGAUGAUAAACAGAGAAAAGCAAUGGAAAGAAGGCUUAAAAAGAUUCAAGACGAUUUGAUUAAGGAAAGAAUCAGAAAUGAACCAAUCGAACAAUUGAUAUCUUCUUCCGUUAAAGCACAAUUGGUAAAGCACCUUGUUGAGAAAUGCAACGAAGAAGGACAUAGGGUAUUGAUAUUUUCUCAAUACACAAGAAUGUUGGACAUUAUUGGACAUGUUUUAAAAAGUAUGAAGGUAAAAUUCAAUAGAAUUGAUGGAAGUGUUACAAGACACCAAGACAGAACCCAAUUGGUGGACGAGUUCAAUGAAAAUGAGAAGAUUAAGUGCUUUAUUCUAAGCUCUCAGGCGGGAGGUGUUGGACUUAACCUUGUUUCAGCUUCAAGAGUUAUUAUUGUUGAUGCAAACUUUAAUCCAUCCAUAGAUGAACAAUCAGUUGACCGAUGUUACAGAAUUGGUCAAAAAGAGAAUGUGAUUGUUUAUAGAUUGAUUUCAGCAGGUACAAUUGAGGAAUAUAUUUACAAAAGACAAGUAAGCAAGACAACCGUAUCUAGAACAGCAACUAUUGCGUCAAAUCAAUACAGAUAUUUGUCUCAUGCAGAUCUAGAAGAAAUGUUCACCCUUAAAAAAACAAGUCAUAGUGAAACAUGCUCCAGAAUGAAUAGAAUUCACUCCAAAGAUAGAAGAGAUUGUGAUGGGCUUGAGGAGCAUAUUGAAAGUUUGAAGCAAAUGGAAAACGUUGUUGGCAUAUCAGAUCAUGAUGUAUUAUUCUGUAACCAAGCAGACGAUAUUGAUAGUGAUGAUGCAGAAAUUGAGGAAAGUAAUAGAUUGACCAGAAUCGAAUUGGCAAAGAAGAUGAGAGAAGCUUUCCAAAAGAUAGCAGGCUCAUCAUCUAAUAGUUCAGAAAUCAAACCAGAUGGUGAGAAACAAGAAAUUGAUGCUGAAAUAAGUGAAUAA
This is a messenger RNA of Naegleria gruberi, 2997 nucleotides long. RefSeq lists its product as uncharacterized. The record is from RefSeq and is a predicted model, not a curated record. NCBI's taxonomy places the organism in Eukaryota, Heterolobosea, Eutetramitea, Acrasida, Naegleriidae. Gene Ontology annotation, molecular function: ATP binding; DNA translocase activity; ATP-dependent chromatin remodeler activity. The coding region runs from base 1 to 2997 and encodes 998 amino acids. The transcript has 5 exons.